Messenger RNA from Lycium ferocissimum, 1238 nucleotides. RefSeq names its product probable prolyl 4-hydroxylase 6. Gene Ontology annotation, cellular component: endoplasmic reticulum. The record is from RefSeq and is a predicted model, not a curated record. Gene Ontology annotation, molecular function: L-ascorbic acid binding; procollagen-proline 4-dioxygenase activity; iron ion binding. The coding region runs from base 131 to 1081 and encodes 316 amino acids. Gene Ontology annotation, biological process: peptidyl-proline hydroxylation to 4-hydroxy-L-proline. The transcript has 8 exons. Lineage: Eukaryota; Viridiplantae; Streptophyta; Magnoliopsida; Solanales; Solanaceae.
CAAAUUUAAUGCCGUAUAGAAGCUGGCACUUUUCUCUUCUUCUAAGAAAUAAAUAUAAACCCAAAUACAAAAAUCAUUUGUAAAUUCGCAAACACUUUUUUUUUUUUGGUGUGUGAAACCCCAACAUACGAUGGAACGUCAACUUGUUACUUUUUUCCUUUUUUCUCUUUGUUUCAUUUCUAUUUUCCCUGAUCUGUCUUGUUCUACUUCUCUUCGAUUCUCUGGUUUAAAAGCAGAUAAACAAACAAAAUCGUCGGUGCUGAAAUUGGUAACUGGUGGAUCAUCCCCUACAGUUGAUCCGACCCGGGUGACACAAAUCUCAUGGCGCCCCAGGGCUUUUGUAUAUAGGAAUUUUUUGACUGAUGAGGAAUGUGAUCAUCUCAUCACUCUGGCUAAAGAUAAGCUGGAGAAGUCUAUGGUAGCUGACAAUGAAUCAGGAAAGAGCAUAGAGAGUGAAGUUCGGACAAGCUCCGGCAUGUUUCUUGGCAAGGGCCAGGAUGAAGUAGUGGCUAAUCUGGAGGCUAGGAUAGCUGCCUGGACAUUCCUUCCUAAAGAGAAUGGGGAAUCUAUUCAAAUACUGCAUUACGAACAUGGCCAGAAGUACGAACCACAUUUUGAUUAUUUUCAUGACAAGGUUAAUCAAGAGCUAGGUGGUCAUCGGGUGGCUACUGUUCUUAUGUACUUAUCAGAUGUCGAGAAGGGAGGGGAAACCAUUUUUCCUAAUUCAGAGGCAAAAAAAUCUCAGCCAAAGGGUGAUGACUGGUCGGAUUGUGCUAAAAAUGGAUAUGCAGUGAAACCUAGGAAGGGUGACGCGUUGUUGUUUUUCAGUCUACAUCCUAAUGCAACAACUGAUCCUUUGAGCUUGCAUGGAAGCUGCCCUGUUAUUGAAGGUGAGAAGUGGUCUGCUACCAAAUGGAUUCAUGUGAGGUCCUUUGAGACACCAUCUAAUGAGUGCAAAGAUCUGAAUCCGAGCUGCUCGCAGUGGGCUGUUAAUGGUGAAUGUGUAAAAAAUCCUGUAUACAUGGUGGGUUCUGAAGAUUCUUUAGGUCAUUGUAGGAAGAGCUGCAAGGUUUGCUCCUGAUAGAAAUAUGUAGACAAAUUUUCUAUUGCAUAUAUAAAAAAUUUAACUAGUUGAGCAAUCUUAUCCUCAAUCUCUGUAUAUCUCGGUUUGAACAUUCAGUACCCUUUUAGACAGUUCAAAGUAAGAAGGAAUCAACUGAUAAUUUUUUGUGGUAGCA